Trametes versicolor FP-101664 SS1 is the source of this 1975-nucleotide messenger RNA. RefSeq lists its product as uncharacterized. The record is from RefSeq and is a predicted model, not a curated record. Gene Ontology annotation, cellular component: cytosol. The transcript is spliced from 16 exons. Lineage: Eukaryota; Fungi; Basidiomycota; Agaricomycetes; Polyporales; Polyporaceae. Gene Ontology annotation, molecular function: hydrolase activity. Gene Ontology annotation, biological process: nucleotide catabolic process. The coding region runs from base 1 to 1866 and encodes 621 amino acids.
AUGCAGCUCAGCUCGUUUAUCGCGCUUGCGCUCGCAGCCGUCGCGGCCCACGCGUGUCCGGGCGAAGAACACGACCAUGCGCAUGAGCACUCGCGCCGCGCGUUUCCGCAGACGCCGCUCACCCCGCCGUCGAGGGCGCUCGAGUGGGGGGACGUGAACAUCAUCCACACGACGGACAGCCAUGGGUGGCUGCUCGGGCACCAAAAGGCGUCUUUCCCGGAACCCAACUAUAGUGGGGACUUCGGAGACUUCGCGUCCUUUGUGGCGCAUAUGAAGCAGAUCGCGGCGGAGAAAGACGUGGACCUGCUCUUGGUCGAUUCUGGAGAUCUUCAUGAUGGUACCGGCUUGUCAGAUGGUUUCCCAGCUGGCGGGGUCGAUGCGCACGAGAGCAACAAGUUCAUCCUGGACCUGCCCUACGACGUCAUGGCGAUUGGCAACCACGAGCUGUACAUUUACGCCAACACGCACGAUAUGUACACGAACUUCGCGCCGAAGCUCAAGGGACGCUACCUCUCAUCGAACGUAAACAUCACGGUUCUCAACGAGGCCGGAGAGGCGGUCAGCGUCCCCGUGGGUAGCCGGUUUACGAAGUUCAAGACCGGGAAGGGUCGCAAGGUGACCAGCCUGGGUGUGCUGUUUGACUUCACCGGCAACGACGUAAACACGACCGUGCAGAAGGUCGAGGACAUGGUAAAAGAGCAAUGGUUCACGGAGGCGAUCAAGGAAGAGCCUGACUUCUUCCUGCUCGUGGGACACAUGCCAGUCCGGAAGGACAACUGGCCCACUGUGUUCAACGCAGUUCGUGCAGUACACCCGACCACUCCUAUCUUGAUUCUCGGAGGUCAUACCCACAUUCGUGACUGCUUGCAACUGGACGGCCGUUCUAUUGCUCUGGAGAGCGGUCGCUACAUGGAAACUGUCGGCUGGCUGAGUGCGAAGCUCGAUCAAGGUCACGAAAGCCACGGAACCAAGAAGAACAUUACCUUUACGCGGCGGUAUCUUGACCCCAACCGUGUUACCUUCGAGUACCACACCCGCCGGAGCAACUUCACCUUCGACACGCUGCAAGGCGCACUAAUCACCAAGGGCCUCAACGCACUCUCGAAGCGCUUCAACCUGAGCGAUCUCUUCGGCACCGCCCCGCACGACUUCACUAUCAGCCAGUCCCCCUUCCCGUCCAACGACUCGCUCCUCACGCUCUUCGCCGCCGAGGCGAUGCCAUACGCGCUCACGCUCAACAAUACGCGCGCGGACGUGCCGAACAUCAUGAUCACGAACUCGGGCUCGCAGCGCUUCGACGUGUACGCCGGCCCGUUCUCGAAGAACGACCAGCUGACGGCGUCGCCGUUCGCGGACUCGUUCCUCUACAUCGCGGACGUCCCGUUCUCGGUCGCGAGCCAGGUCCUGCCCGCGCUGAACCACGCUGGGGCGAACGAGCGCCGUACGUUGGAGGAGCGCGCGCUCGAGCAGGAGCGGGAGAUGUACGCGCGCGGAGAGGUGGAUAUGCGCUACCUCAGGUGGCUCGAGGACAUGGACCGCCGGAGCAAUGGUCCUGAGCGGAGGGCUGCGCGGAACGCGACUCUUGGAUACGUUACUCAUGAUGACUGCCCUGGUGUUGGCGACGAUGUGCUGCACGCACCUCUUCCGUUCUUCUCUUCACCCGACUUCAUCGGCUCGGACCCUCCGAGCGUGUCAGACGACACGCCCAUCGACCUCGUCUUCGUCGACUUCAUCGAGACGCAGCUCGUCCAGACCCUCAACAGCCUGCAGACCACGACGAAGUACACCACCGCGGACGUGAAGUCGUACACGCCCGUUCUCUCUAACGCUGUCCUCGGCCUGUACGCGCAGAAGUUCUGGAACUGAUCUUCAUGCGAGGAUCAAGCUGGGAUUGAGUAGUGUUUUAUCUUGGGAUUGUUGUGGCGGAAAAUGUACUGUAAUACGCAUGGGUCAGAUCUGUGCAAUAUUGUUGAAC